GUUGGCGCUCAACAGCCGGCGCCGGUUACAAGCGAAGGGGGCUGGGAAAGCGAGCGGCCGGUCCCGCCAACCUUCGUCGCGGGAGAAGGAAACGAAAGAAGGAGAGAAGGAAAGGAAAGAAAGGAAGAAGCGGAGGAAAGGAAAGAAGGAAAGACGCUGCCGAUCCCCCCCCCCGAUCCAUCCUUCCUUCCUUCCUCCCACCUUCCCCGCCCGCCUUUUGCGGGAGCAGCGGCCGAACGAGGAGGAGCAGCAGCAGCCAGACGGGCAGCCGAGCCCGAGUGGCGGCGGGGAUGAACAGCUCCGAGGAGGACGCAGGUGCCAGCCCAGUGCCCAGUCCGGGCUUCCCCACCUUCGACGAGCCACCCCAGAAAAGACAGAGAACUGUAGAAGACUUCAAUCAAUUCUGCACUUUUGUGCUAGCCUACGCAGGCUACAUUCCCUACCCAAAAGAGAAUGAGCCAUGGACAUACCGAGGCAACAGGAGCCCCCAGAACAGCACCGGAAGCACCCAAGACAGCGACAGUUGGGGAUCGUCCCAGUCCUGCGACUCCCAAGUGCUUUCAGACGACGGAGGGAGCAGGAACAUGGCCUACAAGGGGGCAGGAGAGCUGCUGACCUGCCCCAAUAUAACCGGUAGCUUUUGCACUGGUCAGCACCCGCAAACCAAGAAGAGAAAGCCGUCGUCCAAAAAACUCAACAUGAACCAGGCGGCGGACAAGGGCUUGAUGCCCCUGAUGGACCAUUCACAGAGAACGCCCGAGACUUGCACGGAAGUGAAGGAGCUGGAAUCCUGUCUCCCAGAGCUCCCAUCCAGACCUCUGCUGGAGCAAACGGAGAAAGACUCUAUCCCUGGACUUUACUCCGAAGAGAAGACUGAGGAACAAGGGACAUGCAAAGAGGAGAGAAACGCCUCUGCCUCUUGGGACACGGUGGAGCAAAGCACAGAAAAACCUGCAGAAGACGCCCCUCAACUUAGCAAUCUGCCUGAAGAGUUUACUGCAGCCUCAGACACCAAAACAGAUGAAGACGACGCUUGGGACCUCAUCACUUGCUUCUGCUUAAAGCCCUUUGCCGGGCGACCCAUGAUCGAAUGCAAUGAGUGCACGACUUGGAUACACCUCUCCUGCGCCAAGAUCCGCAAGUCCAAUGUGCCCGACGUCUUCAUCUGCCAACGCUGCCGCGACGCCAAGCAAGAGAUCCGCCGGUCCAACAGAGCCCGGACCGUCCCCCGCAAGCGCUUCUGUGACUGACUAUAGCCGGGAGAUGGAGGAAGGGCCGCCCUUCCCUCCAAAGCUUCAGUUGGAUAUUAUUAUUAUUAUUUUUGCUGCCAAGACAAUCAAAAUGCAGGAACUGCCCUAGGGAAGAGACCGGAGGCAGCCCUGGAAAUUUCCAAGACUUUUUGACACGCGUGUCUUAUUCCAAAUGUUGAAAAUUGGGGAAGAGGAAGACACUUGAGGUGCUGUUGAGAUCUCAGGGUUAUGCUAGAGCAGCAAAUGCACAAAUGCCUGGCAGACACAUGAGAGACUGUUGGGGAGGGAAUGGGAAUUUACCUGCAGGCAAUGCACUAAGUCAGCCGGUAGCCUCUCUGCCCUUGCGCAGAGGUGCCUUUUCUCAGCAGCCUAAAGGGAGUUGAGCCCAAGCAAGAUUUUUCUGUGGUACGCUAGCUGCUCGGACUUUAAAUGUGUCGGAUCAUGCGCCCCGUUUUGUGGUUUGUUCUUUGCCCCUUAGAACGGUGGGUUGGGAAGCUCCUCGACCUCUUUCCCAAAAGCACACUUCAAAGGGGUCCAGUCCCCUUCCCCCUUGUACACACACAUAGAGAGAGGGUUAUUUUGCAGCCCAUUUAGAGAGAUCCAUUCUCUGCCCCCAGGACAACUGGCACCCCGCUUCGGAGCUUCCCCAUCCUUUCAGCAUUCGAGCGAGACGCCAUGCUAUAUAAGCCAGGCUAGUCACCGUUGGAUCAGGAAAGGGGUGAUAAUAUUCUCCAACUGUACAUACUUGGUAUGCAGAGGCUUAGAAAAUAUUUAGCUCUAUCUACUCGACUCACUGGCCUAGCCUAGACUUCCGGUUGCACUACUGUCUUAUUUGAAGGGAACGUGGGACUUGGGAGGGGGGGGGGGGGGAGAGGGAACCGAGAACACAUAGCUGUAGAACCUUUUUAGGAGCUAAAAAGGGGAGACUUCCUUCCCCCCCCCCCAUCCCAAAGGUAGAUGGAUGGUGAGGCACCUGGCAGAAGCAGAUUGGGUCCUGCUUGUCUCCAGGCUGCUCUUGGGAGAGCAAUCUGGGGAUUUCUUUAAAGAAGAAAAAAAAGAGUGAAGAUCUGUGUACUAUGCAAACUACUGGUGGUUCCUGGGGAAAUUGCGCCAGCAAGCAAAUUUUGCUUGUUUGGAGAUGAUUUGCCACUCUUCCCCUGCUCCCAUGUGCCUUUUUCUUUCAUCUCAUCCUUCAGCCACGCUGAAAGUUCUGUCCUGAUGGCACACGGAUAAUAUUGCAGUUGUUUUCAUUUGGGUUUUUUUUUUUCCGGUUUGAAACAGGCUACACCUGGUCACUGCUUAAAAAAGCAAAAAUCCAGCCCUAAUUUAUGAUCCCAUCAGUACCUCUGCUCCCCUUGAGUGUUUACAUUUUUACGAUUAGCCUCUAUAAAAAUGUAAGGUAGCACAGUAACAAUGCUGUAUACUGGGUAUAUACUGAGUGAUACGUAUAGAUUAAAAUACUUUUAAAGCA
Molecule: messenger RNA, 2721 nt
Organism: Pantherophis guttatus
Lineage: Eukaryota; Metazoa; Chordata; Lepidosauria; Squamata; Colubridae
Product: PHD finger protein 13-like
Biological process (GO): mitotic chromosome condensation
Cellular component (GO): nucleus
Molecular function (GO): chromatin binding
Source: RefSeq, a predicted model, not a curated record